This is a messenger RNA of Zygotorulaspora mrakii, 978 nucleotides long. RefSeq names its product tRNA(Thr) (cytosine(32)-N(3))-methyltransferase (gene ABP140). NCBI's taxonomy places the organism in Eukaryota, Fungi, Ascomycota, Saccharomycetes, Saccharomycetales, Saccharomycetaceae. The transcript has a single exon. The record is from RefSeq and is a predicted model, not a curated record. Gene Ontology annotation, molecular function: tRNA (cytidine-N3)-methyltransferase activity. Bases 1 to 978 code for a protein of 325 amino acids.
AUGACGCAGGAAGUGCAGGAAGAAACCUCUGAGAGUAUUGCACACCAAAAACCGCUGGAUGUCAAAUCAAGCAGUAGACCAACUCGACUAGGACGUGAUGAUCCUUUUGAGUUUGGCAAAAGAACCCUUGAAGAAAAAUCUGACGUUUGGGAUCAUAAUGCCUGGGAUAAUGUUGAAUGGGGAGAAGAACAAAUUAAACAAGCUGAAGAAAAAAUUAAGCAGCAGUUGGAAAAUCCAGUUUCUGAGUUUGACAAAAAACUGUACAAUGAAAACCCGGCAAGAUAUUGGGAUAUAUUUUACAAGAAUAAUAAGGAAAACUUUUUCAAGGAUAGAAAAUGGCUUCAAAUUGAAUUCCCAUGUUUGUACGCGGCCACAAAGAAAGACGCAGGUCCAAUGACAAUAUUCGAAAUUGGUUGCGGUGCCGGUAACACUUUCUUUCCUAUUUUAAAUGAAAAUGAGAAUGAAAACCUUCGAAUCAUCGCUGCCGAUUAUGCUCCAAGAGCUGUUGAGUUAGUUAAAAACUCUUCCCAAUUCAAUCCUAAGUAUGGACAUGCCACCGUUUGGGAUUUAGCAAAUCCUUCGGGCGACUUACCAGAUGGGAUUGCUCCACACUCCGUUGAUAUCGCUGUAAUGAUUUUUGUGUUCAGUGCACUGGCUCCUGAUCAGUGGGAUCAAGCUUUAGAUAACCUACGAAAAAUACUGAAACCCGGAGGUAAAAUUUUGUUUAGAGAUUACGGGAGAUAUGACUUGGCUCAGGUUAGAUUCAAGAAAAAUAGAAUACUCGGUGACAACUUUUACAUCAGAGGGGAUGGUACCAGAGUCUACUUUUUCACAGAGGAUGAAUUAAGAGAUAUUUUCACGAAAAAGUCUUUUAUCGAGAAUCAAAUAGGAACUGAUAGAAGGCUUCUUGUCAAUAGAAAGAGGCAGUUGAAAAUGUAUAGAUGCUGGUUGCAAGCCGUAUUUGACAUUCCAAAAUGA